AUGCUCGCCCCGCCCAUAAUCUCCAUCCCAGCACCCUCUAGUGAUAUCUCGGAUUCAGGGUCUCUCUCUGGGCACGACUCGGCCGCGCAGCCAAAGUUUCCACACACUCGUGCGCAGCUCUCUGCGAUUGCGCGUCAGUACAGGUCCGUCGACGCCUAUGAUCACGACGCGGACGGCGACGACCUGCGUGUCAAUGCUGUGCUCGUUGGACGCGUCGCCGUUCUUCUUGACAAUGAGCGCGAGGACGAUCUGAAGACGUUGCUCAAGGAGACCUUUGGACACAUAGACGAGGAGGAACUGGAACAACAUGUACUUGAUCUCAUGCAUAAGCAUCGAGACGAUGUCGACAAUGUUCCCUUCAUGUUCCUCACCCCAACGCGCCGGCCUAUCUCCCGCCCCUCCUCGCGCGCGUCGUCUCAUUCGGCGCGGCUCAUCGCCCGCCCAGAUACGCCCAACUCGGCACCCAGCUCGCCGCUCGCUAUGAUCUUCCGUCGCCCGCACACGCCUGUGACCUCGCCGCUCGUGCAAACGCAGGCGUCCUCGUACAUCACUGCGCGCAGCGACUCGCCGAGUAACUCGCCACUCAUUACAACUGUGCAGUUCGUCUCCAGCCUCCCCGCGUCCCCAAUCGGUUCCCCGCGUUCCCUGAAUGCGAAAGCAAACGAGUUCAGGCCCAUCCCGCGCCCGCUCUCAGCUGCGUCGUCACACCCUGCGUCACUCUCACAGUUGCGUGCGGAGACGCCAUCCCCGGACAUGUGGGCGCACAACCCUCAGCGCCCGACGUCCAAGCUUGCAAUCGCGGCGCCGCUCACCCCUGACAGCGCUUUGCUCCCCCGCGCGCUUACCCCGAGCUCGUCGCUCCGCUCGUCAAUGCGUCCCGAUGACCAGAGCGACGAAGAGGAUCCGUUCGAUCCUUUCGCGGCGAGCAACAUACCGCGCUCCUUCCAUCCCGUCGCGGGCGAAUUUGAUGCGCAAUGGCCCACUCCACCCCUGUCGGGUUCCUCGCCUUCGCAGGAUGGCCCGCACGUCAGUGGGGAUGCGCCCUAUGGCGUGAUUGGACAGGCACCUCCCCCGCCGGAAGGCGAGGAUAUGGAUCCAGAGGCAGCGGCGAUGCUCACGGACGGCAUGACGCCGUUCGACGUGCUGAGCUCCGUGUUCGGCGCGACGCUCGCGCCGUCCGAGCUCGAAGAGGCACUUGCAACGAACGGGUACGAUUUCGAGAAGGCGAUGACUUGGCUCGUAGAUCGCUCGAUGACAGCAUCGCCCCCGACGAACGGGCCAAUCAGAAUUCAGUCAAUGGGAAAUCGGGUCAUGAUGGUGUCGCGAGAGGGCGGGAAUGGAAUGGUGCGUGGCGGUAGAGGCGGGUAUAACAACCCUAAUACACCUGGAAUGCGCUAUGGACAGCGGAUCGUGAACGGGCGUCCUGUCCCUGGAGGCAACAGGGUGUGCAGAUACUUCCUCGCUGGGGAGUGUUUGCGCGCGGAUUGUCGUUUCAGACGAGCCCUGAUGAGGCUGCAGACGGAGAGUCGGCGAGCGAGCCAGGUGUCUAAUCUGACCCUCGAUCUCUCCCGCCCGGGCGCGUCCUCGAAUGGACUCCCUUCCUCCAAGCGCGCCUCGUUCAUCCCCUUAACUGGCAACCCUGUAGGCCAAAUGGGCCAUCGCCGAAUAGCAUCAUUCUCGGACCCAGGGCUUAUGAGCGCACCCAGCUUCGGACAGAACAGUCAAUGGCCCUCGUCUCCUGGCGCCACAGAGUUUUCGCCACCCGCGCGUGCCGCUCCUUCGCCAAUGAGCGGUCAGUCACGGCGUUUCUCUGGCAUGUUCGGACACGCACCCCCAACACUGCCCGAUGUGCCUCCCUUCGACCCGACGGAGUUCGAGACACUCCGAAAAGAGCUCGCCGUGGUUAAGGACCAGCUCGAAGAGGCCAAGCAUGAUGCGAGCGAAGCGCACGAGGCAAGGGAGGCCUCAGAAAUGUGCGUGCGCGCUUUGCGCACGUUCAUCGCUGAGAACAGCGUGGGCGAGCAACCGUCCCGGAGUAAUGCACGCCCUGGGAUGAAACAGCCACUGCCACCUGUCUCGGCGGCAAGCCCAAGCAGUGGCUCGCGAUGGGGUUUCAAACUCUGGAGCUCGGACACGCCUGCUACUCCCGUGAAUACUCCCGCGGCACCACCUGUGUCCGCUGCGAGUGCUGGGGUCCCGUCGCCUGUCGCUCGGAAACUGGGCGGGCUAUUCAGCCCGCGGUCAAGCAUCUCGUCGACGUCGACGCCCACCCGCCCGACGGAAGCAUCCGCCCAGCAGGACCUGCCGUAUCCAGGUUCGGACACGUCUUCGCUUGCGGAUUCCUCGACAGAGCCCCUAUGCGAGUGUUCGGUGCAAAAUGCUGGCAACUCCAUCCUUGGGCGAUUGGUCAACUCCGACAAUACCAAUGAAUCAACGCGCUCAGCGAGCGGUCCCCACAGAUCGAGUAGGGUGAUCAGAGCUCCUAUGUCCAGUGAGCUCCCAUGGCUGAUAGUGCACUGUAACAUUCGUAAAGCAGGACCGGCCUCGACAGAUGGUGCCGCCAGUAACCCUUCCAGACCCGAAGACAGGAUGUCCCUGCAGAUCCUGUUCAUGGUAUUGGCAUUGCAUGAUAUCUUCACAAGAGAUGGCAUGGCCAAGAGGAGUCGGAGGGCUGUUUCUUUGAGGACACAAUCGCCGCUGAUCCAGAGUUCCGUGAUCUGCUGUAAAGGUAUACAGAGUGACCCCAAAUGGAAGCACAACGCGUUAGCGUCGUUUCUCAUGUCGCUGGCCAUCUUUACCAUAUCGGUUCGCAACGCAGACGCUACUCCAAGUGCGAGAACGGAGCACCGUCUUUUUACUGGCGUCACCUUGAGCCUUUUGAUCCAUGUAGAGGCGUUCAAGGCGAGGGGCGCCAAGCAGGUGGCCGCCAAGAUACAACGGCUCUUCAUGGAUAUCAUCAUUCAGAUCAUCGAUACAAGCUGGCGGCGCCAGGGAAACCUUCCGGACAAGAAAUACGCUGCGGCAUGGCGCAUGAUCAUCGCAAGUAAUUCGACAGUUGUAACGUUGCUGUGGGUCCACAUGUGCGCUGCGACCGUGGAUGAAGGUGUCGGCUUUUUAGUGAUAAUGAUGACAAAACAAUGCCAGAAACUGGAUACAGAGGCCAGGACCUGUCUCCAACUCACACAGACAACCACAAGUGUCUACGGAUACAAAUGA
Postia placenta MAD-698-R-SB12 is the source of this 3216-nucleotide messenger RNA. RefSeq lists its product as hypothetical. The transcript is spliced from 8 exons. Gene Ontology annotation, molecular function: DNA-binding transcription factor activity; sequence-specific DNA binding. The coding region runs from base 1 to 3216 and encodes 1071 amino acids. Gene Ontology annotation, biological process: regulation of DNA-templated transcription. The record is from RefSeq and is a predicted model, not a curated record. NCBI's taxonomy places the organism in Eukaryota, Fungi, Basidiomycota, Agaricomycetes, Polyporales, Adustoporiaceae.